CUGCGUUACGCUGGGAUAAGUUCAUCACCGGGUGAACAUUAUCAGUUCCCGAUUUUAGGUUCGGUUUGCCCGAUAUUUUCCCGAUGUAAACCGAACGAAAUUUCUACUCGGGUACAGACAGCACAGUCUGAUCAGUCGAAAUCUGAGGGUGCCGAAAAAGAAGCAGCUUCUUCAAUGAAAACGACAUCUCCUGAUGCCGUGACCGCACAUGCCACAAGCAUGUCUAAAAGUAUGAACACACUUUUGGCUACCGCAGUUGUAACGGCUGAGACUAACGACGGAUCUCAAAGAUCUUGUCGUAUCUUGUUAGAUUGCGGAUCACAAAUUAAUUUAGUUUCACGAGAUUUUCUCAAUACUUUGCGUUUAACUCCGCACUCUGCAAACCUAUCUAUAUCGGGCAUAAAUGAUACGCCCACGCAUUCUUCCCAAGCGGUACGAAUAAAAUUACGUUCACGUCUCAAUUCAUAUUCCGUAAUAAUUGAUUGCUUCGUGGCAGAUCGCGUAACGGAUAAUGUCCCUGCGCGUAACUUCCGGAAAUCAACGUUUGAUUUAGCGCGAAAUUUCAAACUGGCCGAUCCUAAUUUUCGUAUCUUCUCGCCUAUUGACAUCUUGGUCGGUUCUGCAAUAUUUUGGAACAUCCUAUGCGUAGGUCAAAUCCCGGCCUCGGCUAAGCAUCCGGUCAUGCAAAAGACUAGAUUUGGUUGGGUAGUAGGGGGUGCAGCGAAUAACUCCAGUGAACACGGCCAGAAGGCGUUGUCUUUGCACGCCGCGGUUAGCAAUAUCGAGUUGCAUGACCAGCUCAAAAGAUUCUGGCAGCUAGACGAAUUUCGUAAUAAUAGUACUUACACGCCAGAGGAGCAAUUCUAUGAAAGGCAUUUUUUGGAAACCGUUUCCAGGGAUCAUAAAGGCAGAUAUAUUGUAAAACUACCGCUAAAAGAGGAUUUAGUUGGCCUCCUAGGAUCUUCUAAAGAUAUCGCAUUAAAGCGAUUGCAGGGUUUAGAAAAACGAUUUAAUCGCGAUCCUCUGUUAAGGGAACGUUAUUCUAAAUUUAUAAACGAAUAUAUAGCAUUAGGUCACAGGAAGCCUAUCACAGAGCAUCUGUCAGAUGAAACAAGGGCAUACUAUUUGCCACACCAUUGUGUCUUCAAGGGCACCGCUGAAGGCGAUAAAAUACGCGUCGUAUUUGAUGCCUCGUGCAAAUCGGAUACCGGGUUAUCCUUAAAUGAUAUUAUGAUGACAGGACCGGUCGUACAAGAGGAUCUUAUAUCCAUACUCACGCGUUUUCGGACCUAUAAGUACGUACUUGUGGCGGACAUCAUUAAAAUGUAUCGUCAGAUACGGCUUCAUCCCACUCAAACGCGAUUGCACAGGAUUUUUUGGCGUAAAGACGAUAGGGUGGAGGCUUAUGAGCUAGUCACACUCACGUACGGUACUACCGCCGCGUCCUUUCUCGCCACGAGGUGCAUUAAGCACCAAGCAGAACAGUGUGCUGACGCAUAUCCAAUCGGCUCUCUAUGCGUUGCGCGCGAUCUAUACAUGGACGAUAUGCUCACGGGAGCUGAUACGUACGAAGAUGCGCUGGCAAUACGCGAUCAAACUAUAGAGUUGUUAAAAGAAGGAUCGUUUGAAUUGAGUAAAUGGGGCUCAAAUUGUCUCGAGCUACUAAAGGGUAUGAGCGAGCAGGGCGACAGGCUUAUAUCCAUUAAUAGAGGGCUGCUAGGGCCGAUCAUCGUAGUGGCAAAGAUUAUAUUACAAGAUCUUUGGCAAUCCGGUAUAGAAUGGGACGAGUCGGUACCGCAGGAUACGCACACGAGGUGGCUGCAACUUAAGCUACAAUUAGCAAAUCUCGAGCGAUUACAAAUUCCGCGUUGGGUCAGAGCUCAUACAGACCGCCAACGAAUGGAGGUACACGGUUUCUGCGACGCCAGUCAGCGGGCUUAUGGCGCAUGCAUUUACAUUCGCACUAAAACCGAAAAAGAUAGCUACGAAUCCGUUUUACUUUGUACCAAAUCUCGGGUCGCGCCGCUCAAGGCCUUGUCGUUGCCGCGUCUCGAAUUAUCAGCCGCAUUGCUCCUUGCUCAGUUAAUUCAUAAAAUAAAGGCAUCAAUUGAUUUGAGGGAAAUAAAAACAUGUCUAUGGUCGGACUCAACCAUAGCAUUAAGUUGGAUCGCGUCCCCAUCUCGCAAGUGGUUGCCCUUCGUCGCAAACCGCGUGGGGGAAAUACAAAGAUUAACGGAAAGGGAUCAUCGGCGUCACGUUCGAUCUUCCGAAAAUCCAGCGGAUAUCAUAUCCCGGGGUCUAUUGCCCGACGAGCUAAUAUGUUCAGAAAUUUGGUGGCAUGGUCCCGCCUUCUUACAAUUACCUGAAAAACAGUGGCCUAGUGACGAGGUCGUGUCGCUUCCCGACGAAAGCCCUGAGCAGAGGAAAAUAUGUGCCGUUGCUAGAUUUCGACCGGCGACAGUCACGGUGUCACCUAAGGAAAUGAUCCAUUCAUUGGAUGUAGCAUGCAAGGUCGUUCAAAGGCAAGCAUUCGCAAGCGAGUAUGAUUCGCUCAGCAAAAACCGUGAUAUUAGUAAAAAUAGCAGAAUCUUAUCUCUUUCUCCUUUUAUGGGAGAGAAUGGAUUGAUCAGGGUCGGUGGUAGGUUGAAGAACUCAAACUUAUCAUUCGAUGCCUGUCACCAAGUAGUAUUGCCUUCGAGUCAUGAUUUGACAAAACGUAUAAUUGAGUUAGAACACGUACGUAAUAUGCACUCAGGUCUACAAGCCACUAUGGCCACAGUGAGACAAAGGUUUUGGCCUCUCUCUUUGAGAUCGGUUACAAGGAAGAUUCUCGGCAAUUGCAUCACAUGUUUUAAGGUAAAGCCUAUAAGUUCGGAGGCUAUGAUGGGUUCUCUACCAGCGAGCCGCGUUAACGUAUCGCGACCAUUCACGCACUGCGGAAUCGACUAUGCCGGACCGGUAAUAUUAAGGGAGGGCAAGCGACGUAAUUCGCGCAACCAUAAGGCGUACAUUGCCGUAUUCGUGUGCUUUGCUACGAAGGCGGUGCACUUGGAGAUCGUAAGUGAUCUCACAACCGAUGCUUUUAUCGCGUCUCUCAAACGGCUUAUAUCGCGUAGGGAUAAGCCAAGAUGUAUUUAUUCCGACAAUGCAACUACGUUUGUUGGGGCGCAGAAGCAGAUAAAAGAGUUAUACGAUUGGCUUAAAGCCGAUCAAGCACAGGAUUCCAUAGGGAAUUUCUUACGCGAUAGUCGAACCGAGUGGAGCUUUAUUCCUCCCAACGCGCCGCACUUCGGUGGACUUUGGGAGGCGGCCGUUAAAUCUACUAAGGUGCAUCUGACGCGUAUUGUAGGCGGUGCGCAUUUAACAUUCGAAGAAAUGAACACGGUUUUGUGUGAGAUCGAAGCUAUUUUGAAUUCGCGCCCUCUCGUACCGUUAAGUUCGGACCCGAAUGACAUGAAUUACCUAAGUCCCGGACAUUUUCUGAUCGGUGAGCCACUUAAUAGUUUUCCUACCACUGACUUAAGCGACAUAAAUGUAAAUACACUCAGUCGAAAAAAAAGCGUUCUAGUGCCCUCCCUAAUACUUCCUUCGCCGUUUUUUUAA
Messenger RNA from Vollenhovia emeryi, 3603 nucleotides. RefSeq lists its product as uncharacterized. The annotation marks the transcript as partial. The transcript is spliced from 5 exons. The record is from RefSeq and is a predicted model, not a curated record. NCBI's taxonomy places the organism in Eukaryota, Metazoa, Arthropoda, Insecta, Hymenoptera, Formicidae. Gene Ontology annotation, molecular function: nucleic acid binding. Gene Ontology annotation, biological process: DNA integration.